UGAAUCUGAAGAUUUGGGUUGGGCUGGAUUGGUUGAAAAAGAAAGAAUCGGGCAUGGACUCAAGCUCUGCAACAAGUCAAAAUCCAUUCGUUCCACCAACCACCAUCGCUACCCGAUGUAUGUCUGCACUGCAGAUCAAUAGCCACUGCAAGAUUUCUGGUCUUAGACUUUAGAGCACACCACACCAGUAUGGCUUCCGUGGUGAUCUCACGUAAGCUCUCUCAUAAGUUACUAAAACCCUCUCUUUCCUCGUCUAUUUCCUCCCUUUUGAUCUCCCAUGGACCCCAAAACCACCCUUCCCUUGAUUCUAAUUCCAGUCUUUCUCGACAACCAACCUUAAAAACUAAUCUCAAUAUCUCUAAUUCCUUUUCAAGCUUUCCUGCUCGUUACUCCACUCUGGAACACCAAUCACUAAUAGAUCCAAAACCCCCAAAUCUUACUCUCUAUUUUAUUAGAUCGUACUCUCGUUCUAGUACUAAAACCAGAGGACAUGACUUUACUCGUUCAAGUUUUUUUUCCGCAUCUGCUAUUGGAAAAGCCCAAAAUCCAGUUAAAACCCCUGAUUUCAAUAAAAAAGGUUCUAUUUUUACAAAAUCCAAGGAUUCUAGUUUGGAUAGUGAGCUGAAAAAUCCUAGAUUUAUUAGGUUGUUGAACCUUAAACCCAGAUAUUUUUCAAGUUCAAAUUCACCAUCAGAAUCCGAUAAGUCCCAAAACCAAAGCGAGCAUCCAAGCCAAAUCCCUGAUCUGAAACACCAAGAAAUUGAGGGACCAACUGUAGAGAGGGAUCUCUCAGCUUUAGCCAAUGAGACCAGAGAGGUUUUGGAAAGUAUGAUGAAGAAUAUUUAUGGUCUGAGCAGGGCUGUUGCUGUGCUGGGUCUGGUUCAACUAGGAAUUGGAGCCUUGAUUUCUUAUGUUACAAAAGCAACUCCCAUGACUGAGGUGUCAAUUCAAAGUUUUGUGGCCUUCGGAUUCCCUUUUACAUUGGCUUUUAUGUUGAGGCAAUCAUUGAAGCCAAUGUACUUCUUUAAGAAGAUGGAGGAGCUAGGAAGGUUGCAGAUUUUGACUUUAACACUUCAGGUUGCUAAAAACUUGAAUAUCUUCUUUGUGAGGGUUCGUGGGGUUUCCUUUUUGUGCAUUGCGGGGAUGUCAGUUGGGCUGUUGAUCACUUCGUUGUCAAGAUGAUUUCUUCCAUUUUGAUUAUCAAGUCUCAGUUAUCAUAAUAAUAAAUGUUGAUUCUCAUGGUUAGAUUUUCUUAAAGAGUCUUUGACAUUGUUGUGUUUGCUAUACUUCGUAAGAUGCCCCAGACAGAAAAUUCUUGUCAUGGUGGUCGCGAUUUUGGGUACGAAUGUGCCUAUUAUUUUUGGCCAGGUCUAUUUGGGCUUUGCUGUUGAAUACAACUCUUAUGUAACAGAUUCGCCAUCAUCGCCAUUUUGAGCAUGGGAGUAAUGAUUUGAUAGCUAUUAGGGAAGUCUGAAUGGUAUCCGUCAUUAUUUGUAUUUGUAGCCCUACCAAUAACGGGAUUUAUGCUUUCUAGCUCCUUUGGGAAUUCAGUCUUCGUGCAACUCAGCUUCAUGGGUAUAAGGGUUUUGAGUUUUUAAUCCCUUAGACAUGUCCAUUGGCUGAUCCAAUAAUAUCAGCCAUGUCUGGACUCUUGGUUCAUUUGUUAGUCAGUUGUUGUUCAAACAUCCGAACAGGUUUAAAUAGUUUCUUUCCCUAUCAACCUGCUCUGGCGUUGGACAAUGCAGAAAGAUAAGAGGGACUAGAAAGGAUCGGGGGUGGGGUUAAUGGUUUGGGGAGCGAUUGCCGAGA
Messenger RNA from Populus euphratica (Euphrates poplar), 1809 nucleotides. RefSeq lists its product as uncharacterized. Lineage: Eukaryota; Viridiplantae; Streptophyta; Magnoliopsida; Malpighiales; Salicaceae. The record is from RefSeq and is a predicted model, not a curated record. The coding region runs from base 190 to 1182 and encodes 330 amino acids. The transcript has a single exon.